This is a messenger RNA of Pseudovirgaria hyperparasitica, 1068 nucleotides long. Its product is annotated as GroES-like protein. Gene Ontology annotation, molecular function: oxidoreductase activity, acting on NAD(P)H. The transcript is spliced from 3 exons. Lineage: Eukaryota; Fungi; Ascomycota; Dothideomycetes; Acrospermales; Acrospermaceae. The record is from RefSeq and is a predicted model, not a curated record. The coding region runs from base 1 to 1068 and encodes 355 amino acids.
AUGUCUACAACGAAGAACCUGGCACUCGUUGCCUAUACAGAUCCUGUGUCUCUUAAGCAAGAGGAACUUGACCUUCCCUCGUUAGGCCAUCACCAAGUAUUAGUAAAGAUCAGUCACGUCGCUCAAAAUCCUACUGACGUCCAAUCGUACGACAACGGAGCCCUCGGCCCUGGCGCCGUCUACGGCUGCGACUUUGUCGGCGAUGUCAUCUCCACCGGCAGCGCCGUAACUCGCGUCUCCGAGGGCGACACCAUCAGCGCACUCAUCUGGGGCGGUGAAAUCCCCGGCCUCGGUGCCUACUCGCACUACACCAUCGCCGACGAACGAAUCUGCUUCAAGAUCCCCGCCGGUGUUGGAAAGGCCGAGGCAGCAACGAUACCACUUGCUGCAGCCACGGCAUGGCUCGCUUUGUUCAGUUCACAGAGUCUUGGCAUUCCGAGAGUGUUGGAGGGCGAGAUGCAGGGGAAGGUACCGGGGCGGAAAGGCGAGGCGGUGCGGGUGCUGGUGUGGGGUGGAAGUAGCAGUGUUGGACAAUAUGCUAUUCAACUCGCUAAGCUCGAGGGGUUGACUGUUCUCACGACGUGUAGUCCGCGAAACUUCGAUCUCGUUAAAUCGCUUGGUGCGGAUGAGGUUGUUGACUACAACGAUGCUGAUGCUGUGGAGAAGAUCAAGGCGUUUGGACAGACAGACUACGUGUUUGACACAAUAGGCACUGCGGACUCGAGCGAGCAGUCUGGGCUGGCGAUCGAUGGAACGGGUACAUUAUGCACCGUUAGGCCGGGGAAGGCCUUGACGGAAAAGGUGCCAAAGGGCGUGAAGGUAACGGAUGUACUGGUGUGGACGGUGUUCUUGAAGGAGCACAAAUAUAAAACCUUUAUCUGGCCGCCCUCUAAGGAGGACCAUGAGCUUGGGGCGGAACUAUUCGAUCGCAUCCCGCUCCUUCUUACAUCUAGCAAGCUGAAGCCGAACGCAGUGCUACCGCUGAAAGGGCUGGACGAUGUUCCAAAGGGUUUUGACUUGCACCGCAAUAAGAAAAUUUCAGCGCAGAAAAUUGUGUAUGAGCUAUAG